Closterium sp. Naga37s-1 is the source of this 1572-nucleotide messenger RNA. The record is from the annotation of a GenBank genome assembly. NCBI's taxonomy places the organism in Eukaryota, Viridiplantae, Streptophyta, Zygnematophyceae, Desmidiales, Closteriaceae.
AUGCUUGAGAGCCUGCCGCAGUCCCUCUUGGGAUCAUAUGAGCUGGCUGAAAUCACCAUUGAUUAUCGCCGGGAGUGCGGGCAGGACGACGUGGUUGAGACACUUGCCAAGGAAAUCGUUUCGCCUGAUAUUUCACCUGAAGUUUCACCUGGGGAGGGUGCAGCUGAGAAGGUGGUGUCCUGUGCUGGUGCUACUGCUGCAGCUGCUUCUGUUGCUGGUAGCAGUGGUGGGAGUGUGAAUGGGACUGCUGUGCUGGAAAUGGAAAGAGGAAAUGGGAGUGUCGCUGCUGUUGCUGCUGUUGCUGCUGCUGUCGCUGCUGCUGCUGCUGUUGCUGCUGUUGCUGCUGCUGCUGCUGCUGCUGCUGGGGCUGCCCCUGCUGCUGCUGCUGCUGGGGCUGAGGGGUUGGUGGAAGGCGUUCAGCAGCAGCAGAUGCAGCAAUUUCUGCACCUGUUGCGAUCGCAGGAGUGCAAAAAGGAAAUCAACAAGGGAAGGACGAUCUGGAGGAAAAAGAGCCACUCAGACCUAACCGAAGGCACCGAGCCAGCCACCGAACCUGCAAGGUUAGCCGCCGAGCCUGCUGCCUUGCCUGCUGCGCCUGCUGCUUUCCUUGCGGCACCAACUGCAUUUUCUGCCGUGCUAACGAGUGAACCUGCAGUGUCGCCAACUAAGCCUGCGGCCGAGCCUGCAGCCUUACCAGCAGUGCCAGUCGCCAAACCUGCAGUAUUCCCUACCAAGCCUGUUGCCGAGCCUGCAAGGUUCCCCGCCGCACCUGAUGCCCUCCCUGCAGUGCCAACCGCCGCGCUUGCAGUAGUGCCGACCAAGCCAGCUGCCGAACCAGAUGAGUUGCUGACCAAUCCGGCUGCCGAGCCUGCAAGCCUCCCAGCAGAGCCUGCCGCCUUACCUGCAGUGCCAGCGGUGGAGCCUGCAAUGGUGCUGACCAACCCUGCUGCCGAACCUGCCACCUUCCCUGCAGUUCCAACCGCCGAGCCUGUAGCGUUGGUUGCCAAGCCUGCUGCCGAGCUUGCAAGAUUGCCUGCGGAUCCUGCUGCCUUUCCUGCAGUUCCGAUUGCCAAACCUGCAAGGUUGGUUGCCAAGCCGGCUGCCGAGCCUGCGAGGUUCCCUGCAGAUCCUCCCACCUUUCCUGCAGCGCCCACAGCUGAAACUGCAGCGCUGCCCACCAAGCCUACUCCCGAACCUGCAAGGCUUCCCACCGAACCUGCCGCCUUCCCUGCAGUUCCUACCGCCGAACCUGCAACACUACCCACCAAGCCUGCCGCCGAGCCUGCCACCUUCCCCGCAGAGCCUGCCACACUCCCCGCUGCCCUCCCCACACCAAAAACAGCUCCGGCGACAUCCGAAAUCAACCCAGCUGGAGCCACAUUGAGGUUUGGCGAGCCUCCAAAACUGGCUCGGGCGCCUGCCGAGCCUAUGUUGGCACCCGCACCGGCGGCCAAACCAGUCGAGGCAGUGAUGGGAGUGGAGGAGAGGGGGCCUCUGGUGCAGGGGUUGCGAGGGAGGAUGGCUGGAGGAGUGGAGGGCUGCAGGGCUAUGCCCUGUGCUCUGAUCUUGUAG